Molecule: messenger RNA, 513 nt
Organism: Penicillium argentinense
Lineage: Eukaryota; Fungi; Ascomycota; Eurotiomycetes; Eurotiales; Aspergillaceae
Product: MARVEL domain-containing protein
Exons: 3
Coding region: 1-513 (170 amino acids)
Cellular component (GO): membrane
Source: RefSeq, a predicted model, not a curated record
AUGUUGUCUUGGGUCUACCCCGUCCGGAUCGUCCAGGCCAUAUUUGCCCUGGCGACCAUCGGCUUGAGCGCAUAUGUCAUCGGCACCCUCUACGACACCUGGUCCUUCUCCAACACCAUCUACUACAUGCUCUUCAAUGGCUGCUGGACCACCGUCGUCGCCGUCCCCUACCUCGGCCUGGCCCCGUUGUGGCUACCUCGCAUCUCGCAUGAGUGGGUCAUCCCCGCCGUCGAGGUUGUCACCAUGUGUCUCUGGCUGAGCGGCUGGAUUGCCCUCGCCGCCAUGAUCCCCAAGCCCGGCUCCUGCAACUACCCCAGCUGCCACGGUCUGCAGGCACUGAUUGUCGUUGCGGCCGUUGAGUGGGCCCUGUUCCUCUUCACCAAUGCCUUCGCCCUGCUGGACGUCAAGAACUCGCGCUACAACCGCAAGCACCACCAGGAGCAGCAGCAGCAGCCUCCCGUCUCGGAAGUCACCAGCACCUCCGAGGUGACCAGUGCCCCUGAAGAAGUCUAA